AAGCUUAGACCCACGAUUGAAAAUAUCCCAAUUCAGCUCUCAAUAGCGGCCACCAAUUCUCCAUUCUAUCUUGUAUACUUCUCUUUUGCCCUGCAUUAUUUAUAUGUGGUGAUACUAGCUAGUGUCGUGUGCGAACAACAUCCUGUCUAUUGAACUGGAUACCGAGUUAUCAAAAGAAGUGUGUGGACGGGAUUCGGAUAUUACUCAAAAUUCAAGAUGUUGGAGGGAAAAGCAGUGGUGCGCGAGACAGACAUGCCGGAGGCAUUGCAGAGCCAUGGCAUGGAGUUAGCUUACCAGGCUCUUGAUCUUCAUGAAGUCUCUGACUGUCAAUCCAUUGCUCAUUUCAUUAAACAGAAAUUUGAUGAAGAUUAUGGACCAGCAUGGCAUUGUGUAGUUGGGAGAGACUUCGGAUCUUGCAUUACUCAUUUACGUGGAAGUUUCAUGUUCUUCGGAGUGGGGAUGAUGGAGUUCCUUAUUUUCAAAGAUGGCAAGGAGUUGAGUGAAAGCAAGGAUGAAGCCAUAGGAGUUCAACAGAAAGCUGAACAAGUUGAUUUUUAGGAAACCACUCCUUUGUUAUCGUAUCGCGUGCUGUUCCGUAGCUAAGGGCGAAGCCGGAAAUGUAAUCCCUAGGAAAUAUAGUUCAACCAUUCAUAUCUAGUGUAGACAGUCGCAUAUGUCGUUGGGUAAGCUUUAGUUGCCUCUCUGGGAUUGAUUACAAAGUUAUUUAUGUGUGUCGGGUGCAUGCCCUUUGUUGUUUAAGUAUACUAAAUCUCUGUAAUUUGAUCCUUGGAUCCUCUUUCAAUAUCAAUGACAUCGAUCCUUAUUUCAAAAAAAAAAAAAAUUUACUUUGUCAAA
Rhododendron vialii is the source of this 855-nucleotide messenger RNA. RefSeq lists its product as uncharacterized. The record is from RefSeq and is a predicted model, not a curated record. The transcript has 2 exons. Gene Ontology annotation, biological process: microtubule-based process. Lineage: Eukaryota; Viridiplantae; Streptophyta; Magnoliopsida; Ericales; Ericaceae. Bases 217 to 558 code for a protein of 113 amino acids. Gene Ontology annotation, molecular function: dynein light intermediate chain binding; dynein intermediate chain binding. Gene Ontology annotation, cellular component: dynein complex.